Messenger RNA from Prorocentrum cordatum, 2207 nucleotides. The record is from the annotation of a GenBank genome assembly. NCBI's taxonomy places the organism in Eukaryota, Dinophyceae, Prorocentrales, Prorocentraceae.
CCCCAAGCCACCCCCGAGGCCUCUCGAAGAGGCACGCGAGGAUUUCCGAGAGCGCCCAAGAGCAGCCGGGAGCGCCGUCCAUAGCCGUUUUGGCUCAAGCCAUUCUUGCCCAGAGGAGGUCUCCAGGUUGGACCCAUGUGCCCUGCCGGCCAGCACCCCACCGGCAUGCUCGGCGCGAUGCUUCCAGAGUUUGCGGCGGCCUUCUCCGAGCACGGGAAGGGAACUGCGGUGCGCCCCGAGCCAGACGGGUUCAGCUCGGCCCCCACCCGAUGUCCGACGCCAGAGCUGCUCGCCUCCGGCGACGGCCACGACGCCAGCGCGCACGCGGAGAGCCCCGGCGCCGCCGCGCUGCCGAGGCACGGGGCCGAGGCGGCGCUCCUCGGAGGCCCGCGCCGCCGGAGGGGGUCUGCGGCGCCAGCGCCCAGGGAGGCUUCCCUCCGGCGCCUCCGGUCCGAGGCGUACUGGGAGCAGAUCGCGACCGCCGCGCGGCCGCCCGCGCGCUCGCCCUGGGACCUGGGCGUGAGGCAGCGCCGCACGGGCCACGACGAAGGGGGUCAUCCUCGGGCGGGCGGCGGUCACGCGGCGCGGGCGGCAGAUGGCGCCGCAGGCGGAGGAGGCCCCGCUGGCAACCCCGGAAGCUGGGCGGGCGCCGUCUCCCGGGAGCUGCGCCGCGCCGCGCGCGGGCCCAGUGCGGUGCCGGCCAUCCCGCCGGCCCCGCCGCCAGCGCCGCCAUCGGCAGCAAGCGGGGCCGCGCUGAGGUCGCGGGGCCGGUCUUACCACCUGGCUGGCAGCCGCUAUCAGCACGAGGGAAACGGAUCCUGGAAGAAAGGCGUAUCGGGACCAGUCCCUAGGACCGGCGCCUCAGCACCUGGCAUCGACAUGUAGACUCAAAGCGUGUGCUAGGGCGAGAUGCGAAUUAUGAGCCGUCGCGCACGCAGUCCGCAGAGGAGCUAGCAAGGAGCACAAUUUGCCCGCAGGGCAGCGACAGACCGGGGAGGCCCAGUUAGGCGGCCGAUGUUGCUACCCCAGGGCUCCCUUCAUCAGCGGAGUUUGCGCCUUAUCAUCUGCGCAGUUUUGCCCUCAUCUGUGACCAUGUACAAUAAAUGGAUGAGCAGAGAACGGCAAAGGCGUAUUGGGACCCUCCACGGGCCCCAAGACCGUCGCCUCAGCACAUGGCAUCGACAUGUAGAAUACAAAUUGUUUGCUAGGAGAGAUGCAAAUGUUGAGCUGUCGCGCACGCGGUCCACAGAGGAGCUAGCAAGGAGCACAAUGACCGCGGGGCAGCGACAGACAGGCGAGGCCCAGUCAGGCGGCCGAUGCUGCCACCCCGGGGCUCUCCUUGCAUCUGCAUCAGCGUAGUUUUGCGCCUCAUCAUGUGCACAGGUUUGCCCUCAGCGGUGACCAUGACCACAGUAUGACCCGAAUCUGUUCGCAAGAGCUUCUUGUGCCAGGUUGAGUUGCAUGAGGCGUCCGCCUGCGGUCGGCUCAGCAGUGUACAUUUAUUUUUACUCGGGCGUUACUCGCUCUCCCUUACAACUCCUCCUUGUUAGAUCAGCGAUAGAUUCGCCACUAUAGCUGAUUUAUUUGGCAGCGCAGAUUCUUCGGCGCGCCACUCAGUAAUUAUGUCAUUCGCGCAUCCACCAGUCAGGUUGCUGGGUCUGUCUUCAGAGGAACUCCGCCUGCGGACAGCUCGGCUUUUCAGGUUGUGGGGCCGAUCGGUCCUUCUCCUGCCUGCACGUCCCGCCGAUCCAUGUCUAGAAAAUUGGCUGGACACACAUUUUCUAUCGCGGCAGUCGCGCCUCUUUCGUGCAUGGGGCCGACCCGCUGCGAGCGACUGGGCUCGAGCCCUAUAGUGCACUUGUUGCUCUCCGACGAAGGCGAGGCUGGGAGGGCGUGUAUAACAUGCCAGGGCCAGCUUGGCCCGGGCUUGGCACGGUGUAUAGAUGCCUUCUGCGUAUGCUCGACCAUCAGGGCCGAAGCACUCGCUACCGAUCGGGGACCAUGCGGCACGACGAUCUCCCCAGAGACCGGAAGCUACAACCAACAACAACAAAGUAGCAGCCAGGAGCGCCGUGGAAGGGGGGGCCGGUCCCUUUCCAGAGCGUGUACGAUGCUCGCACAGAGAAUUGCAAAGGACCCGAGGGCCCUCCACUCGGUGCCUCGCGGCAUGGUGGCGGAUUUGCAGUUCCAUACCCGCACAGACACAC